UGUAAUCAUUACGAAGUCAUUUUUAUUUUCAGUAGACGCUUUAUAGUAGGGUCGCGUGGGGUACUGGUACUCCAGCCCGCUGCCUAUUUGGUUCCGGAUAGUUAUUUCAUUCAGCAGCAGCUCUAUGCCGGCACACACCUCACGGACGUGGAUCUGUGUGACAACCUUAAGAUUCGGCUGUACAAGGCGCCACAGAUCGAAGAGCUGAAUCCAGCUGAGGCCAAAGAUGUAUCCACCGUUGGUGAUGCUGCAGAACAUCAAUUGUCUGCUUUUCAAGCAAGCCAAUCUUCCGAGGCAGACUCAGAUGAGUGGAUGAAGAGGAGAAAUCAUGCUUCCAUCAGUGGUGCGGGGUCCUCGCCACCGCCACCGCCUUUCGAGAGCGCAAUGGUGGAUAUAGAAGGCAUCAACCUUCGGAUAACUGUCAGCGAGAAGCAGGCCGUUGUCACGACCCGGUUGCGUAAGUUUGGAUGCGACGAAAAUGCCCUGGUCGUUCGUAAGGAUAUCACGCUACAGGUGGACUUUGACAAAAAUCUGUCGACCACAUUUCGCAAUUGGGUCGAAAUACUGACCAAGUUCAUCAACUGCUUUUGUCCCAAGUGGAGGACCGUCUACUUCCUAGAAUCUUCCUCAACGGAGUGUAAAAGAAAGGAUCGAUUUAGAUCGAUUCCUCCCCUGGGCAAGUACAACUUCUGUGCUGGCAACUACUUCAUCGAUGUGAAUGAGCUAAUGUCGGUAAACAAUCGCAUGAAAAACGAUUUUGAUUUUUAUGACAGUGAUAUGGUUAAAUUUCCACGUUUUCCACUCUAUAAGACAGGGCCGCAACCAAUUGAAUUUCCUAUGGUUUUAAAUGCCAAGAUCUUUGUAGAGCUACCUACACAGCUGGCCAACUCGGAUCGGAUUCAUCACUUCAUCAAUCCCUUUGACCGGAUCAAGUUCAGAAAGCUGCGGCAUCGUUUCAACGAGUCGGUUCUGUUCCAUCUUCAUCCGCGUCUGCGUCAAUUGGUGCAGCAAGAGAUCAGCAAGCGCAGCUGGGCGAAACAUCAUCAGGAACAGCAGCGACGCAACUUAUCAGAGCAGCAGCGCCUGACCCUCUACCUGGCUAUGCUGAAGCACAAGGUGUAUUCAAAUUACUUCCAGUUCAGGGACCAGUUCUACUACCAUAUUCGCAACAUUGACUUCUUCGAGUUCAUGGCCAUCAAGUGCAGCGAGAAUGCCAAUCCCGAACAUUACCGUGAGCACAUCGAUGAAACAGAAGAGUCCACUGCACCGCCAGCAGUACCCACAAAGAAGAAGAACAAGAAAUGCUUGUGCCCCAAGUACGUCAAGUCGCUGCAAUAGCAAAUACGAGUACCAUGCCCACCUACUACUUACGCCUACACAAGUCGAAAUAAAGCUGCGUACAACCAAAGACAACAUAACUAGUCUAUUUAUAUUGUCUUUGGUAUAGCUAUGUGUUCACUCAAA
Molecule: messenger RNA, 1464 nt
Organism: Drosophila miranda
Lineage: Eukaryota; Metazoa; Arthropoda; Insecta; Diptera; Drosophilidae
Exons: 5
Coding region: 313-1338 (341 amino acids)
Source: RefSeq, a predicted model, not a curated record